AGAGAGAGAGAGAGAGAGAGAGAGAGAGAGAGAGGGAGUGAGAAGCGUGCGUACGUGAGGUGUGGAGGGGGAAGCAAUAAUACCGAGAGUGAUGCCCAUAUAUACUAUUGUACUGGGGAGUAGGGGUGGAGUUGGAGAGGGGUUUUACGAUCGUUGCGGCCGAAGCCGGCACCUGAUGUGCGUGUGCCUGCUUAGGCAAAUGAGCUAAAAUCAAGCGGUUCCGGGGUGUCGUAGACGAGUGCAAUAAAUGUACAUCCUAUCCAGGGAUCGGGUCUAGACGGAAAAGGUCAGCUUGUUUAUUGGGUCUAUAUAAGUGCCGGCUUUGAGAGGCGUCUGUCUGCAACGCUGUGUCCGGGCUCAGUCUGCGUUCGCAGUUCGAGCUACGAGGACGCUUGUGCAUCGUGUGUUAUUUUCUACGACAAAUCGGCAAAAUGAAGAUUUCAGUUUUCCUCCUCGUGUUAUUCUUCAUUAUCGGAUUCUCGAUAGGCUUACCGCAAAAAGCGCCGUCGCAAGCUAGUUUUCUGGAAAAUCACGUCAGCAGAAAGAUCGGCAAGAUCCGCUUUCCGGGAGACGAACCAGACGAAGCAGACGAAGCAGACGAACCAGACGCCAACGUUAACACAGUGGCCAACCUAACCUUACCGACGCCGGUCUGCAAGGGCGACACCUUCUGCGUGGACCCGCCGAACUACCCGACAGCCGAGGUUGAAAUAGCUCUUCGAAUGAAUAGUAAGGUUGUGAAGUACUUUGCAAAUUCGGACAUGGAUCCCGAGGUGACGAAUAAAGCUCUGAAACGCAAGGAGAACGUCGAGACUCUGUGUCAGUCGUACGAAACGAUCAUCUAUCCUAAAGCAGCCGAAAGCAUCAACAACGAGUUCAUGUUCGUCGUGAAUCAGGCGAAUUUCCUUCAAGGCGUCAGAAUCGAGAGAUGUAAUCCAGGUGUAGAGGACACCAGCUGCUCUUACCUCGGGGAGCUUGAAAGUUGGUACACAACGACCUGCAAGCAGAAGUUCAUCUACAGACAGCUCGUGGCCGUUUCGUCGAUGGGAGAAGUCAAGCCCGAACUCUUCAGAUUCCCGGCGAGCUGCUGCUGUCACAUCAAGCGGGAUGCGAACUAUUUCCAAGUCAGGAUGUCCCAGAAGAGGGGAAAGAAGGCACGGAGACAUGACGCGGAAGAAGAGUGAAGCUUGGGCUUCUUUUCUUUUUUUUUAAGUUUUACUAAAAUUAAUGUGAAGACUCUUGACUUGAUAACAGCGUGUAAUCAUCUAAAAAAAAAAUUUUUUUUUCAACGCGUUCAAAGUUGUGAAGUUAGAAAAUAUCCGAUCAUGUAUUUAUAUUAAAACUAUAAAAUAAAAUGUAUCAAAUUAUCCAGUUAUGACUUUUAGUAUAAGUAUUCAGAAAAUUAUAUUGUAUUUAUAUUGUAUGACUAAUACAAUUCGUUUUUCAAAUUUAAAAA
This is a messenger RNA of Nasonia vitripennis (jewel wasp), 1456 nucleotides long. Its product is annotated as protein spaetzle. Bases 432 to 1184 code for a protein of 250 amino acids. The record is from RefSeq and is a predicted model, not a curated record. Gene Ontology annotation, biological process: innate immune response; regulation of Toll signaling pathway; central nervous system formation. Gene Ontology annotation, cellular component: extracellular region. The transcript has a single exon. Lineage: Eukaryota; Metazoa; Arthropoda; Insecta; Hymenoptera; Pteromalidae. Gene Ontology annotation, molecular function: growth factor activity; Toll binding.